AUGGUGUGGUGCCACGUAUAUUUCCUGGAAGCAGAAACCACAAUCUGGGACGACCAAGGGGACGUUUGCGUAACAGUGGCAGAGACAGUUGAUCAAAGCAUGUUUGAGAAUACUGUUGCCCAGCAACAGAGUCCUCAGACCACCAGGCUAGGCCAGCCGACGACCAAGCGAACCCAAGCGUCCCCUAACACUAACCUGAGUGUCGGCUCCUUGGAUUCUCCUUCUUCUGGAGGUCAACAGAGGUUGAAAAAUGCUAUUAAUCUAGGCAAGGCUGUCGGGGCAAAGAUGAAUGACCUAUUGAGGAGGAAGGAAUCUAGCCACGUUGGGGACAUUGGGGUAACUGAAAUCAACAAGAAUGCUGGUGCUGUGUGGAGUUGCAUGGACCAACUCAACCAGAAUUCUGCAAACAGUCACUUUUCCUUUGACUCCAUCCCACGGCUGGACCCACCGCCGACAUCGGGAAAAAAGCGCCUCCCUCGGGCGUUGAAGACCACCCAGGACAUGAUGAUUUCCUCCGACCCAGUGGUCUCAUCUCUGGAUGCAGCAGACCUGUCCACACCAGCUUCCUCCCCUAGCAAGUCAGCGCUUAUAGCCAAUGAGGAGCCUAAAAGCACAGAGAACUUUCAGAAGAGUGAGCUUGAGGACGGGUCAUCAGAUACCAUCUCUGCUCCUGAGUCGGCUGACAAGACAGCUGCAGUUGGGAAGAAAGGGAUAUUGGGAAGCAAUGAGAAGGUGGAUGAUGUAGUAUGUGGAGAAGAGUCAAGUGGAGGAUGCGCAGAACACCAGCUCCAUCUAUCUGCACCAGACCUCAUCAACAAAGAUCCUCCCUUACUGGAACCCCGAGUGAAAACCUGUGAUGUCUGGCAGAAGCCAUCAAAUCUGGAUUCCAGAAUGGCCUCCACUCCAUGCUCUGGGAAAACUCAUUGCCGCAUCAGUCUGAGCGAGGAGGUCUCGAUUGCCAACAGGAAAGACAAUGAAAUGAGUCUCGAAGACACAGAGCCACACCCGGACCUGCUGUCUUUUGAAUAA
Molecule: messenger RNA, 1029 nt
Organism: Nerophis lumbriciformis (worm pipefish)
Lineage: Eukaryota; Metazoa; Chordata; Actinopteri; Syngnathiformes; Syngnathidae
Source: RefSeq, a predicted model, not a curated record